UAUUGAAUUUGGGCAGCCGUUCUGAUUCCUUCCUGCUCCACCAAAAUCGAACAACUGUCGUCUGCAUUGCCUUCCAAACUCCUAAAUCAAACGAUAACUCGGAUAACAUGCAUAAAACUUGAAAGAUCUAAAUCACCAUUGGCGGCAAAUAAAAGAUGGCCAAAGUUGAAAGUCCACAAGUUAGUAGAAGAACCACAAGAGCAUCUCUGAAUUCCACACCAAACUCAAAAGCUCCUCAGGAGUAUUCGAAGGCUACUAAUCCUUCACGGCCAUUGACUAUCAAAGACCUUGUGUUCUGUGGUGAAUCAAUAAGCCUUGAUGAGUUGAUCAAUUCUUUUCCAGGAAGAAGAGCACAGAUUCUUGAAUUGGUCCAGUUUUUGGGCCCUUUGAAUUCACCGAUGAUUCCAUUAUUUGUCUAUGGAGGUGCUUCAACCGGAAAAACAAGCACUGUACUUUAUAUGUUCAGGCACUUGAAGCGCCCGUUCAUUUACUGUAGUUGUGUCUCUUGUUACAGUCCUAGCAUACUGUUUGAGUCCAUAUUGAAUCAGAUUUUGCUUCAUAGGAAGAAUGAGAGUGGUGGUUAUUUGAGUGCCAAACGGUGUGAAAGACCCUCUGAUUUUGUCAAUUUACUAGGUGAAGCUUUGACUGCUCUCAUAGACAGCCUCAAAGGGAAUAUGGGAAAAUCAAGCCCUAAUGGGAGCAUGGUUUACUUAGUAUUUGAUCGUCUAGAGCUCGUAAGGGAAUGGGAUAAGAGUGAUAGUAUAAUACCCCUCUUGUUUAAUUUGUACACCCUUCUUAAAAUCCCUGAGGUUGGUCUGAUUUUUAUCAGUAGAGCUUCUCUUGAUACAUUUCAGUCGGACACAGGUUUUGUUGAGCCUUUCCCUGUCUAUUUUCCUGAUUACACGGAUGAUGAUUUGAAACAGAUAUUCAUGAGUAAUCAGGCAAAUCCAAAGCUAUAUUCAUCUUUUCUACGUUCGGUGUUGAGUCAAUUCUAUAGGAUUACAAGACGGGUUGAUGAAUUAUCUACUGCAUUUUCUCCAUUAUUUAAAAAGUAUUGUGAACCGCUUGGUGAUUUGUUAGCAGUCCCCAAUGGAGAUAUGGAGAGCAAGUUAUAUAGACAUCUUCAACCAUUUAUCUCAUUAUACCAGAAUGAGACAUGUACCAUUUCUUCUCAACCGCUGCUUAAAGACAGGAACUUGAGGAAGAGUGUUUUUAAGAAGUCUGGAGUUUGUGAAACUUUAGAUGAGAUUGAUUUCCAUAUGUCCACUUCUGCCAAAUAUCUGCUCAUCUCAGCCUUUCUUGCUUCACGGAAUCCAGCAACCCUUGAUGCCUCACUCUUUGAUUCAACAGGAGGAACUGACAAUCGGAAAAAAAAGCGAAAGGUCUCUGAAAAAUCAGUUGACCAGAAGGAAGCAAAAGAACAAGAAAUACUCAUGAAAGGACCUGGAACUUUUCCGCUAGAGAGGCUGUUGGCCAUACAUCAAUGCAUCGCAUCAGUUGGAGAAUAUUCACUUGAUGAUGAAGAACUACAAAAUGAUGGAUUGAGAGCUGAUGGUUCUGAUAGUGGAUCAAUGUCUGACAUUCUCUUGCAAUUAUCCAGUCUAUGUAGUGCCAAUUUUAUUACCAAAGGUGGAAGCUGCCCACUGGAAGGCUCAACACGGUAUCGAUCCAUAGUGUCUGAAGAUAUAGUUUUGAAGGUUGCUAGGAGUCUGAAGUUCCCCUUGUCAAAAUACUUGUACAGAAGAUAGCAGAUUUGAACAUUUGACUUCAUGGCUGAAGGCAAUGAUCAAUUGGCUUCAUACAAAUGUAUACGUCAAGUGGCUGCUCUCGUCCUUGAUCGGCCGAGCCUAUGAUAUAGUUCAGUAAUUUAAUGUACUUGUUCACUAACUACCAUCCUGUUUCUUUCUACUUCUUAAUUUAUGUUUACAGUUUAAACUUAAGAGUUUCCCUUGACUGUACGCUUAUUGUUGUGUUUAUGAAAUUAACAUUUUGCAGUUUCCUUGAUCUAACGAGCAAAGUACUUUCUAACAUGCUAACAGCCUUUUCCCUAGUCACUCAGAAAGUGAUA
Messenger RNA from Salvia hispanica, 2068 nucleotides. Lineage: Eukaryota; Viridiplantae; Streptophyta; Magnoliopsida; Lamiales; Lamiaceae. The record is from RefSeq and is a predicted model, not a curated record.